Molecule: messenger RNA, 1970 nt
Organism: Lathyrus oleraceus (garden pea)
Lineage: Eukaryota; Viridiplantae; Streptophyta; Magnoliopsida; Fabales; Fabaceae
Product: CBL-interacting serine/threonine-protein kinase 6
Exons: 1
Coding region: 435-1754 (439 amino acids)
Biological process (GO): protein phosphorylation; signal transduction
Molecular function (GO): ATP binding; protein serine/threonine kinase activity
Source: RefSeq, a predicted model, not a curated record
CUGUCUUAAGAACCGUCCGAUUCAAUCAAUUAAGAUCGAAAACGAAAGCAGAGUCUGGUAUUAUUAUAAAACCAAACCUUACGCCAGUAAGCUAGUAUUGUCAAAAACCUAACACACUCUUCAAUUCAAGUUUCUCAGCAAAUAAAUAAUUGUUAUUCUUAUUUUGUUCAUCAUAGUUUUUCUUUUUCUUCUCUGCAGAAGAAGGAAUGCAGAGAGAUGAGAGGCCAAUGUUGUUGUUUCUCUCCAUCUGAACUUAUCGUUCUUUCGAAAUGGAUCAUCGGCGGUAGACAUUGCCACCGCAAACACGUCGAAGACGGUUGAUCUUUUUUCUCAUUUUUCCUCUCUCUUUCCCAAAAUACCCCUCCCUCCUUCAUCUUUCUUCUUCUAGUCUAUUGUUUUUGUAAAUAUUAACCAAGCCGUUAAGCCGAGCCGCCAUGUGUGAGAAGGAAAAAGAGAGUUCUCACUCGGCUCUGCUCGAUGGAAAAUACGAGCUGGGUCGAGUUCUGGGUCACGGAACAUUCGCGAAGGUUUAUCACGCGCGAAACUUGAAUUCCGGAAAAAACGUAGCCAUGAAAGUAGUUGGAAAAGAGAAAGUGAUAAAAGUUGGAAUGAUGGAACAAAUCAAAAGAGAAAUUUCAGUGAUGAAGAUGGUGAAACACUCGAACAUAGUUCAAAUCCAUGAAGUGAUGGCUUCGAAAUCGAAGAUCUACAUCGCCAUGGAACUCGUUCGUGGCGGUGAGCUUUUCAACAAAAUCGUCAAAGGUCGUCUUAAGGAAGACGUUGCUAGAGUCUAUUUCCAGCAGUUGAUUUCCGCGGUUGAUUUCUGUCACAGUCGCGGUGUUUACCACCGUGAUCUUAAGCCGGAGAAUCUCCUCCUCGACGAAGAAGGUAAUCUCAAGGUAUCUGAUUUUGGUCUCAGUACUUUCUCGGAGCAUUUGAGACAAGACGGAUUGUUGCAUACCACGUGUGGUACUCCGGCGUAUGUUUCGCCGGAGGUUAUCGCGAAGAAAGGCUAUGACGGUGCUAAGGCGGAUAUUUGGUCUUGCGGUGUCAUUCUCUACGUUCUUCUCGCCGGAUUUUUACCGUUUCAGGAUGAUAAUUUGGUGGCUAUGUAUAAGAAGAUUUAUCGAGGAGAUUUCAAAUGUCCACCGUGGUUUUCUCUUGAUGCGAGAAGGCUUAUCACGAAGCUUCUUGAUCCGAGUCCGAAUACUAGAAUUACGAUAUCACAGAUAAUGGAUUCUUGUUGGUUCAAGAAACCAGUUCCGAAGAGUGUGGCGAGGAGGAAGAAAGAGAAAGAAGAGGAAGAAGAAGAGAAGGGAUUUGGUUUUCUGGAGGCGGAGAAAUCGUCGAUGACGCCGACGACGAUGAAUGCUUUUCAUAUAAUAUCUUUAUCGGAAGGGUUCGAUUUGUCUCCUUUGUUUGAGGAGAAGAAGAGAGAAGAGAGGGAGGAGAUGAGAUUUGCAACGGCGGGGACGGCGAGUAGAGUGAUAUCGAAACUGGAACAAGUGGCGAAGGCGGUGAAGUUCGACGUGAAGAGUAGUGAUACGAAGGUGAGGCUUCAGGGACAGGAAAGAGGGAGGAAAGGAAAGUUGGCCAUUGCCGCCGAUAUUUACGCGGUGACGCCGUCGUUUCUGGUGGUGGAAGUGAAGAAAGAUAAGGGUGAUACUUUGGAGUAUAAUCAGUUCUGUAGCAAGCAGCUUCGUCCUGCGCUUAAAGAUAUUUUCUGGACUUCUACUGAUCCUCCAGCAGCUUGAAUUUUCAUCAGUCUUGUGUUCUUUGUCUUGUUUGUUAAUUCAGUUGUGUAAUUGUUGUUUAGAACAUGAGAUUUGUGUUGUUUUCAUUCUUAGUUUUUAAGGUAAUUUCUCAAAAAUGGUUGGUGAUUGUUAUUUGUCACUUGCCAUGAAUUGAAUUUUAGAAAAAACAAGUUUAAGAAUUCUUGUUAAUGAAUCAGUGCAAGUGUCUUUGGGUUU